AUGUUGCUGAAGCUGGUAGUUGGUAUGUUAUUGGUGAGCGGCGCCGCGACCGUCAAGUGCGGUAUGGUCAGUUUCACGGGAAAAGUUUUGUGCGGCGGAAGAUAUACCGAUCAGGCGGUAAGUUAAUAAAAGUUUUUGCUUUGGGUGAGGGUGGGGUUUUGAUUUUUUAAAUUUUUUCGUAUUGGGGGUGUUUUUGAAUUUUUUUCUCUGCAGGGGUGUUUUUAGUUCUUUUUGUGGUAGUUUUUUGACUUUUAUUUUGAGGAGGGGGAAUUUUGAAGUUUUUCGUUUUGGGGGUGUUUUUGAAUUUUUCAACCGCAGGGAUGGUUUUUACAUAUUUUUUUGGGGUGUUUUUUGACUUUUAUUCUGAGGAGGGGGUGUUUUUGACUUGUAUUUUGAGGAAGGGGUGUUUUUGAAUUUUUUCACUGCAGGGAUGGUUUUUAAUACUUUUGAGGGUAUUUUUUGUCUUUUGUUUUAAAAAGGGGUGUUUUUGAAUUUUUUCUUUUUGGGGGUGUUUUGUUAUUUUAUUUUUUGGUAAGUGGGGGUUCAUUUUUUUGGAGUGGAGAAUGUUUUUUGAUCUAAAUUUUCAUAUUCUUUCACUAAAACCAAAAGUUAAUUUUUGAAUAUUAAAGCAUAAAAAAAGUUUUGUCGUUUUUCACCGUGAAAACCCACGCAAAUUGACGACAAGACUUUUGUUACGCUUCAUCAUUUAAAAAAUUUAAAGACUUCAAGUUUUAAGUUUAAAAAGUAUACAUUUUAGCAUUUUAUAGGGUUUUUUCGAUCAAAAACUACCUUUUUCUAACAUUUUUUUGACUAAAAGUACAGUUUUGAAAAGUCUUCGACCAAUAUCUCAAAGUUCACAUUUCAGGUCAUUGAAUUGUAUGAAGAAGAUUUGUUUUUCGACGAUUACGUUGGGGAUACCACGCCGAACAAGCAAGGUGCAUAUGCCGUGUCCGGAUACGUUGGCGAUGGCUGGUUCGACUGGGAAUGUGAGCCCUACGUCUUUGUGUGAGUUAUCUACUAUAACAUUGAUUUUUGCUGUGGUCUACCUACUAUAAUAUAGCUUUUUGUACCUUUAGUGACCUACUACAAUGUAGCCUUUCUCCUUGAUUCACCCAAUAUAAUAUAGCUUAUUGUACCUUGGGUUACAUAUUAUAAUACAAAGCCAAUUGCUGACCCAUCUACUACAAUAUACUUCGUUUUCACUAACUCCCAGUACCUAAUGUCAUUUCAGUAUACACAGAUGCAAAAACAAAUCGUGCCGUGCCUUCAAAAACUAUGGCAGAUCGUCAGUCAUCGACCUGGACCAUGGUGAUUUCACCGAGUACCCGAAGUGCGCCCGCGUCGCCUAUAUCUCGUAG
Bursaphelenchus okinawaensis is the source of this 1358-nucleotide messenger RNA. The record is from the annotation of a GenBank genome assembly. NCBI's taxonomy places the organism in Eukaryota, Metazoa, Nematoda, Chromadorea, Rhabditida, Aphelenchoididae.